AUGGAAAAGAUCGCUGCAUUCAUCAAAUCCAAGGAGCAGCCAGCUGCUGCUAAGGAUGUCGUGAAAUCUGAUGAUGCCGAUAAUGACGUUGCCACAGCAAAGGCGCCGUUGGAAGACGAGCAAGCAAAAGAAUCACCGUCGUCAGAAGACAUGAGCACAGCGAAGGAGUCAUCGUCAUCAGAAGCUGCCGACAAAGGUGCCUCGGAAGCGCCUGCUGUGAACCAAAAUAAAUCUGAAAGCUCUGAAAGUAUACUCAUGAGACGGCUUCUGAUUGUGCUGACUGCAUGCUUUUUCACUGCGACGGCCAUGACGUCAUUCGGAUUCACUUCCUUCAAAGUUAUGCACGGCUUCUAUGCAACUAUGAUUACAGCAGAGGGUGUGAACCUCCUCGUACGUAGCCUGUACGUCACAUAUCGUAUUGCAUGGUGGCAAGCGUCUCGCUCUUCUCCAGUCCGAGAGAGUGAAGCCUUCCAAGCACGAUUAUAUCGUGCGAAACGAUUCACCGACGUGCUCGAUCAUGGCUUCUCAGCGGUACAGUAUGCACUAUAUUUGGUAAUCGGUACCGUAAUCAAUGGCAAACUGAUUCCUCUGGUAUUUGUGGGUCGACUCACCCAUCAUCUUCUUCAAAUGGGUAGCAGUUUAUACGAUCAUUUUACAGGACGUGAAACGUCAAGAUUUAUUAAUUAA
Messenger RNA from Cooperia oncophora, 687 nucleotides. Lineage: Eukaryota; Metazoa; Nematoda; Chromadorea; Rhabditida; Trichostrongylidae. The record is from the annotation of a GenBank genome assembly.